This is a messenger RNA of Dermacentor albipictus, 920 nucleotides long. RefSeq lists its product as uncharacterized. The record is from RefSeq and is a predicted model, not a curated record. NCBI's taxonomy places the organism in Eukaryota, Metazoa, Arthropoda, Arachnida, Ixodida, Ixodidae.
AACGACCGGGCGAACAUGAGGAAGUCUGGAACUGAAGAGCAAUACUCAGAAAAGGAUCCUCUUCUACAGGAGAUUUCCCAGUUAGCGGAUGAUUUUGGCCAUAAAGUCAGGCUUACUGCUGCGUGGAAAGUGGCUUGUGCGUGUCAGCAGCCGUCUUCCAUCUCGGUUGUGGAGUGUAGUGCCACCUCUGACGCAAGAGAUACUGCUGCGGCAUUGCACGCCAAGGAGGCUGACCUCACAUGUGUAAAAAGAGCUGCCGAGGUGGGCAACCUGGCUUUCUUCGAAAGAAGGCCACACUAUGAGAAAUCGAUGAGAGCCAUGGAGUGCUCCAUAGAGGAACAAAAGAUUGCCCUCGCAGAGCAGCGCCUCAGUCUGGAGGUUAACCAGCUGGAGUCAAGAAGGCGGCAAUGAGAGGGGCAGCAGCGAAUGCUAGACAAAGACAGACAGCUGUGGGUUGAAGAACUUGGAAGGCUGCAGAAGCAGCAUGAAACAAAUGCAGGAGUUGAGGGCAGAAUGAGAAGCAUCCUUUGCAACCCAGAGAGCACUUCUCGAAAUCAUACACAAGCUUUUGCAGAAUAAAAAAUAAACGUCCUUUAAGCUCAGUACGGGUGCAUUUAUUUCUUCAAUAAGGAAGUUACGAGGUCAUUAUCCUUGUAACAUCAUGCCUAAAUGCUUGAAUUAUUUCGGGAGGCAUUCCUUGCAACCCAGAGGGCUAUUCUUGAUGUAGCACACAAGCUUAGUCAUGUGUUCGACGAAAACUUGUCUGGCGAGGAAACAUAUUGAUGCCAAAAAACUUGCACUCUACGUUCUUUAUUUUUAUCUUAUUCUUGGCAAGUGCUCGUUUUUUGGCACCAAUACACAAGCUUCCGCAAAAUAAAAAAUAAAUAUCCUUGAAGCUCGCCAUGGUGCAUUUAUUUCAU